Messenger RNA from Mycena citricolor, 2945 nucleotides. The record is from the annotation of a GenBank genome assembly. NCBI's taxonomy places the organism in Eukaryota, Fungi, Basidiomycota, Agaricomycetes, Agaricales, Mycenaceae.
AUGACCCUACAGCCACCGCUGCCGCCAACGUCCCCAUCCUCCACCUUUGCCUCGACAUCGUCGGUGCCUACAACAUCCUCAUCGACAGCGACGCAGAGAACACCGCCACCGCUCACCCUGGUGAAACUCAAGGCGCUAAAGAAUCGAGCCAUAGGGAAUGCGCGUGCGAAGGCUGAAAUGGGCCGGGACGCAGAGCUCGUUGGGAGCUUGAACCCAUAUUACACGGGGGAGCAGGUCACGGACGGGGACGAGAGGGAGGUCGCGACGGAGGCGGCACAUGUCAUAGCGUCCAUAGCGUACGGUGCUUCCGCUCCUCGUUCACCGGCAGACCCUGACACCCAUCUCCGUACAGGCCCGGACAGCGUCUUGGAGACGCUCCUCCGCGCGAAUGCACCCCACGCGCUCGUAUGCGCGAUUGCGUCUGCAGCGGCACCCCCAGCCUCAUCAUCAUCAUCUUCUUCUUCGGCAGCCCAGCCAAAAAUAAGGUCAUUGUCUUCCGACGAACCACGCGCAGCCGCGACCCGUGCACUCCGAACGCUUGCGGUGCGGCUUGCGGACUGUGUCGGCCCCGCGGCGUGGGGUCUACGUGAGGAUCCGGAUUCCGUGGUUGUUUUGGAGGCAGAUGAGACGGAUUCUCAGCACGGACAACAGCCAGGCUCCGAAAUAGGCUCAGAAGGCGUCCCAGAGGGAGGAACAAGAAUACGGGUCCGCGAUCUCGCGGGUGUGGCGCUGGACUGGCUGUUCGAGCCCGAAUCUCUGGACGUUCUCCUGCCUCUGCUUGCCCCCGCUCAGUCCUCAAAACCGACAGCCACAUCCAUCGCGCAGAUGCUCGGCUUUGCGCUGCGCCGGGCGGAGCACCGGGCCGCCGUCGUCGCAUGGGUGCCCAGUGGCGGCAGCAGCGUCACAGCAGCGACGCCGACAACGCCGACAGCAACGCGCAAUCGGGGCUGGGAAAAGCCCGCGCCGGACGGGGACGGGGAGGCAGGCGGGUGGAUGUGUCGGACGUUGCUCGGCCUCGUGGUGCGGUGCGCGAACACGAAUGCGAGGGACCGCAAGCUUGUUGAGGCCGCGCUGUGGGCCUUGGGUGCGGUCGCCAAGGAUGAGCCGAGCGUGGCGGGUGCGGUGGGCGAGGCCUCUCUGGCCUGUGUGCUGAUGCUUGCGAAAACCGUCGAGGCGGUGGAUGUGCAGGUCGCCGCGUGUCUCUGCGCGACGCACAUAUUGCGUGCGCUCCCUGGUGCGGCGCCAGACGGGGCGGUUCUUAGUGUGCUGAGCGUCCUCAAUCAUCUUAUCGCGGAGCCGGGCAUGGAGACCAGGACGAAAGCGUGCUUUGUAUUGUAUCAUCUUGUCGCGGACCACCCUGCGCUGGCACUGACAGCCUACGAGCGUGGGUCAGUGGGUCUCCUGGCGGCGGUACUGCGGGAUAUUGCCGAGCCGGAGGACGGGGAUGAUGAAGCGGAGAGCGUCUCCGCUCUACGCGAGGCAGCUCUGACCUGCCUCGCGGCGCUAGCGCUCUUCGAGAACAAUAUCCGUCUUGCACUCACGUCGUCGUCGCCAUCUCUGCUUCCCACGGUACUGGCAGCGCUGACGCACCCGCGCGUUGGGGUGCGGUAUGCGGGGUGCCAGUGCGUGCGCGCGCUCAGCCGCGGCCUGGCGGUGCUACGCACGAAUAUCGUCGACAGUGGGCUUGGUAUGGGUGUGUUCGCCGUCCUUAUGCGGCAGGAGGAUAAGCGCGUCAUUGGCGCGGCGCUUGCCGCGGUAUGUAACAUCGUUAAUGGCUUCUCGCCGUUGCGGCCGAUCUAUCUCGACCAGGGCCUGAUGCCGCGCCUUGUGAAACAUAUUGCUGGUUCAGAGGCGACACUGAGGCUGAGUGCGCUCUGGGCGGUCAAGAAUCUGCUCAGCAAGAGCAGCGGCGAGACGAAACGAGAUGUCAUGGCUCAGCUUGGCUGGCCGCGUCUGGCCUUGCUUCUGGGGGACCCAGACGUAGGCAUUCAAGAGCAAGCCUGGCACAUCCUGCGCAACCUCGCAGAGAACGAAGCUGGCGUGGAGAUGGCCUUCCGCGAACUCGGCCCGGCGCCCAUCGUCGCGCACCUUGUGCGGGUGCUCAGCCACUCAUCGGCGACGACCACCCCCGUUGCACCUGCCCCAGCGAAUCCACCGCCUACCCCGAGUCCCACAACGGCCACACACAACCAAGACAGCCUCCUCCCCGCGACAUGCGUCGUCGCGAACAUCGCGAACACGGGCACGCCGUACCACGCGCACCUGCUGUCUUCCCCCGCCCUGCUGCGCGCUCUGCGGUCCGUCCUCGCCGACGCGGGCAUAGCGGUCCGUCGGCCCGCAGUGCAUGCGAUCCUGGAGCUCGCGCGGGGCAGUGCGGCGGCGCGCCGGGCGCUGGCGGAGGCGGGCGUGCGGGGCACGUUGGCGGUACUGGUACGGGGCGGGAGCACCGGUGCGGAGGAGCGGGAUGUCGUUGAGCAGGCGAAGAUGGCGCUGGAUUGGCUCGAGCAUGGGGAGCUGGAUCGUUAGAUUCGGCCUUGUACACUGUCUUUGAUUGAUCAUCACCUUAUAUGUGUGGGAAUAUCAGCACCGCUUGUGAAGGAUACUUUGUGGUCGCAUUCAGUGUGCGAUGUAGGCACAUUGAGAAGGGAGUGACCUGCCUAUUAACCGCAUUGGUGAAGUUCCCAUCUGAAUCAUAUCGACCCUUAUCUCCUCACUCUCCAUUCGCAGGUUUCGUGAUUCAGGAGCUAGUAGAGCACGCCAUCCUCCUUUACGUCUGAAACAAUGCCACGUUCUUGCGGCUGCUCUCGUGAAAGUGUUUCAUACCCCGCGCUAGGCGCCUUCAGUCCUAGGGGCAAGAGAGGAUUCCUCGUAGAGGCCCAGUUCCCCAGGGGGGGAAUCACUUCUAGUCUCAACACGAAUGGUGGAUUUUAUCUGGCUACUCUGAC